CAACGCUCGCCCAUCGGAUGUGUCUUCGGAAAAGCUGGCGAAAGCUAGAGCCGAAAAGAAGGAGAAAUCGGAGAGUGCCCGCCGGAAGAAGGAAGCCGCCGCUAAAAACGGCCGCGAUUCGGAGCGCAAGAAGAAGGAGAAGCCGGAAGACAAGGACAACUCGAAGAAGGACAAGAGCGGCAGCUCCAAGAAGGUCACCACCGCCCGCGUACCUGCCGCAGAUACGUCGAAUCGCAGCCAGAAGAAGAAGGCGGAGAACAAAGCCGACAACAGCAACAAGUCGAGCUCCGGGCGCGGCGACAAGGGUUCUAGCAAGGAUGGCAAGUCGGGCUCGAAGGGAAUCAAUGCGGAGAACAAGCUCGCUGCUGCAGCCGACGCGCGGGAUCCCCCGAGAAGAAUGUGGGUUAAC
This is a messenger RNA of Mesorhabditis spiculigera, 409 nucleotides long. The record is from the annotation of a GenBank genome assembly. NCBI's taxonomy places the organism in Eukaryota, Metazoa, Nematoda, Chromadorea, Rhabditida, Rhabditidae.